CCGAGGCCGCGUCGCGCCGCGCCGCAGUCUCCGCUCCCUCCCUGGAAGUCCCGGGCGGGCGGGCGGUGGAGCCCCGGGGCUGGGGGCGGGGAUGCGGGGACGACGCGCGGCUCCGACCUCCCCACGCCUGACGGGUGUCCAGAAAUUCUCUCUGACAGCCCUGCAGCUUAAACCUGCCUCUCGCUCCCCAGACCCCUCCCUCGCUCCCUUCCCUCGGGCACACCUGCGUGCCCUGCGGAGCCCCCAGAGCCCCUCGCUCACGCCGCCAACCCGCCAGCCCGCCCCCGGCCCCACAGUUCUCUCCCAGAUGUCCCCGAAAUGCUCCACCGCUGGGAAACUCCUCUGCUGCGUACCCUUACCUCCCUCCCCCACCCUGUUCUUGCUCGGUGCCCAAAUCUGGAAUUCUUGCCCACAUCCCCCCAAGACUUGUUAUUCGUUAUUACCCAUCACCCCCUCUAGUUCCUGCCCUUGAUCCCAGACCAGAGCCCCCCACCCCAACGUAAGCACCCCUCAGUGGGCUCUCUGGUGACGUGUCCUGGUAUCUCCAAGGCAGGGGGACAGGAACAUUGCACCCCUCCCCCACCCUGCCCCCUAUAGUUACUGGCUCCACAUGCCCCUAGGGCUCUUGGUGGCUCAAGCCCCAGGACUUCCCAGCCACCUGUCCCGAGUCUGCACACCUCCCUCAGCCUGCUUCCUCCUUCCAGAGUAACCCGAGGGGAGGGUGGGGUCCUUUGACCUGGACGUGGCUCAGGGUUUCAGGGCACAAGGGACCGUGGGAAUCGUCGCUUUUCUGGAGCAGAAGGGGGGGAUGGCUCGUCUCGUCUGCUUGGGGCUUGACACCCUGAGAUUUUGGCUUACUGUUAACAUCAGUGUUAAAGUUAGGCCUUCCCGAGCUUGGAGGACAGAAAGUCUACCAGGCUUCCCAGGGUGAGCUGGAAGAAGGAGAUGGCCAUGUUAGUGAUGUUUGUCUUGCCUCGGUAUACAGAUAUUUCCUCUAAAAACUCAGGUGGUGGGAAGGGAGUGGAGUUGGGAUACUUAGUAGCGACAAAGCUGGCCAGAGCGUUGGUUUCCUGAAUGGGAAGCCAGUGCCCUCUCCAGCCCUGCACAUCUUCGUGUCCUUUUGAGAAAGCACUGUGUGGGGGUACAGUUCUCUGCAAAGGUGAACCCCCGGUGACUUCUCUGCAGACCGAUAGCCAUGAGCCCUCAGCGAGGACGGGGCGAAUAAAGAGGGGCUCCUUCCCCAUGCCCCUCCCAUGGUCGGCUCCCCAAUGGCCUGGGUGAGGGCGGGCCGGCUGCUCUGACACCAUGGGGAGCUGCUGCAGCUGCCUGAACAGAGACAGCGUCCCAGACAACCACCCCACCAAGUUCAAGGUGACCAAUGUGGAUGACGAGGGGGUGGAGCUGGGCUCUGGGGUGAUGGAGCUGACGCAGAGCGAGCUGGUGCUGCACCUGCGUCGGCGCGAGGCCGUCCGCUGGCCCUACCUCUGCCUGCGGCGCUACGGCUACGACUCCAACCUCUUCUCCUUCGAGAGUGGCCGCCGGUGUCAGACAGGCCAGGGGAUAUUUGCCUUCAAGUGCUCCCGGGCUGAGGAAAUCUUCAACCUCCUUCAGGACCUGAUGCAGUGCAACAGCAUCAACGUGAUGGAAGAGCCCGUGAUCAGCACCCGCAACAGCCACCCCACGGAGCUCGACCUCCCGCGGGGGGCCCAGCCGCCCAGUGCUCUAGGCUACACCGUCUCCAGCUUCUCCAACGGCUUCCCUGGCUGCCCUGGGGAGGGCCCACGCUUCUCAGCAACCCCGCGGCCUUCAGCCAGCAGCCUGCGACACCCCUCGCUCGGGGAGGAGUCCACCCACACCCUCAUCGCCCCUGACGAGCAGUCCCACACCUACGUCAACACCCCGGCCGGCGAGGAGGACCAGCCCAGGAGCCGGCACUUCCUGCAGCCCCUGCCUGAGGGCCGGCUCCCCUUCCCCGCCCAGGCCCCCGGCCCCGACCAGCAGGACGCGCAGGUGUUCCUGCAGCCGGGCCAGGUGAAGUUUGUGCUGGGCCCAACCCCGGCUCGGCGGCACGUGAUGAAGUGCCAGGGCCUUUGCCCCAGCCUGCGCGACCCCCCCCACCACAACAACAACGAAGGCCCCUCGGAGUGCCCUGCCCAGCCCAAGUGCACCUACGAGAAUGUCGGCGGGGGGCUGCGGCGGGGGGCUGGCUGGAGACUGAGCCCAGAGGAGCCGGGCUGGACCGGCCUGGCCCAGCGCCGGGCCGCCCUGCUGCACUACGAGAACCUGCCCGCCCUGCCCCCGGUGUGGGAGAGCCAUGCGCAGCAGCUUGGGGGGGAGGCCGGGGAUGACGGGGACUCGAGGGACGGGCUCACACCCUCCUCCAAUGGCUUCCCCGACGGCGAGGAGGACGAGACCCCCCUGCAGAAGCCCACCAGCACCCGGGCCACCAUCCGCAGCCACGGCAGCUUCCCUGUGCCACUGACCCGCCGCCGCGGCUCCCCGAGGGUCUUCAACUUUGAUUUCCGCCGGCCGGGCCCCGAGCCCCCAAGGCAGCUCAACUACAUCCAGGUGGAGCUGAAGGGCUGGGGUGGGGACCGCCCCAAGGGGCCCCAGAACCCCUCGGUCCCUCAGUCCCCCCUGCCCACCACACACCCUGCCCGCAGCUCAGACUCCUACGCCGUGAUUGACCUCAAGAAGACGGCGGCCAUGUCCAGCCUGCAGAGGGCUCUGCCCCGGGACGACGGCACGGCCAGGAAGACCAGGCACAACAGCACCGACCUGCCUCUGUAGGGACGGCCCGGCCCCCACCUCGCCCCCGCCCCGGGCUGCGGGGCCGCUUUGCAGGAGGCCUCGAGGUGGGACCAGAUGCUUCCCAGCUGCCUGGAGCCCCCAAAGAUGUCAGCCACUGCGUCUCCUGGCCUCCACGCUGGAGAGAGGAGGGGUGACCGGGCGAGGAGGGCGCCUCGCCGUAAACUGUGAAGGGUCCCCUCGAUCGAGUUCCCCCCCGCCCGUGUCCAUUUGUCUCGUCCGUCUACUGUCCGUGUGAGUUUUUUGGUUGGAACUUCGAAACAUUUUGUACCUGUUGAUUUUAUUUAUCAGUUUAUUUUUCUAUUUAUUGUUUUAAAUGUAAUUUAACAUAUUUAUUAUUAAUAUAAUUAUUUUUAAAUUCUG
Molecule: messenger RNA, 3171 nt
Organism: Oryctolagus cuniculus (rabbit)
Lineage: Eukaryota; Metazoa; Chordata; Mammalia; Lagomorpha; Leporidae
Gene: FRS3
Product: fibroblast growth factor receptor substrate 3
Biological process (GO): fibroblast growth factor receptor signaling pathway
Cellular component (GO): cytoplasm
Molecular function (GO): transmembrane receptor protein tyrosine kinase adaptor activity; fibroblast growth factor receptor binding
Source: RefSeq, a predicted model, not a curated record